Messenger RNA from Eurytemora carolleeae, 2626 nucleotides. RefSeq lists its product as uncharacterized. NCBI's taxonomy places the organism in Eukaryota, Metazoa, Arthropoda, Copepoda, Calanoida, Temoridae. The annotation marks the transcript as partial. The transcript is spliced from 11 exons. The record is from RefSeq and is a predicted model, not a curated record.
AUACUUAGAGCACAGACUCCGCUAGAACAGCUACUGGAAGAAAUAAAGUUCCAGAGAAGAAAGGAACUACGUAGCUUCUCACAGGAUCCUGGGUUUGCCCUGGCCCACAGUACAACCUACUGGACGGAUCUAUUUGUCAGACACUUCUUGUUCCAGUCUGAACCAAGUAUAGACUCAGAUGAUCUUCUCUUCUUUGUUAGAAAACGAGAGAUUCCAACUCCUCAGUUCCUCUCCAACAGGGUUGAGAGUGAAGUUGAAGUGUUCAGGAGAGACAGUAGAAAGCUUCCAAUAGGAGAUCCUGAUGUAGAUUGGGAGGAAACUAUUUAUUUAAACCUUGUUGUUCAUAUGUUUGAUUAUACAAUCACAGUUGCAAUCUGUACAAGGACAUCACCGUCUAAUCUCCAGAUUAUUCGGCGAGCAAGUCAGAAGGUUUACGCAACCCCUAGUCACCGACGCAUGGAUAGUAAAGCAGACGGAGAGGAGAUUAUAUAUCCUUAUCUCUGUUUCUCUGUGGAUAAUUUUGACGAGGCUUUUGAGGAUAUUCAGGUGCGUGAUGGAGAAAUGGUUGCUGUAGAGCUGGUUGCCCGUGAUUGUAAAGGAAGUAUUGAAGCUGUCCUAUCCCUGGGUUGUGUCCAGUAUGAGGCUGUGAGACGGGUUUAUGAUGCACGACAAAGCCAAACUGUUUCUCAACGUCUCAGCCAGACAAACCUUAUCUCAAUAUUCAUCUCACAAAAGGAGAGGGUUGAAUAUAUCCAUGUACGAGGUGAGGGUGAGAAAGGACAUGCUGAACUAGCAAUCUCUAAACCUAAAGGAGCAGGAUGUGAUACUCCUAGUUCUGAACCUGGUUGCUCCCUGACAGACCAGUGGGAGGAUGGGUUCUGUAGUGAGGAGGAAGGAUCGGAGUUGGUUGCAAACUCUAACUUCUCCUUCAAGAAAGGACACCAGAGGCGACUGAGUGAUCCUUCUGCAACUAUAGACACCUGGUUGAAAGGAGGUUGGAGAUCUAAGUCAGGUUCAAGGACUCCUACUGAAUCUGAAGGUCUGGAGAAGUGGAUGAAUCCUGUGAUUGAGAUUGAAGCUGGAGAUAUUAGGGAUUGUCUAGAUGAUGGAACCACUAAUCCACUCUGGACCAUGAAGGGAUAUACUCAGGCUUUUCAUGGCUGGAAGGAGACCAAGAGAGCAGGCUGUUUCCCUCUCAAGGUUCAGCUCACCUACCUUACUCUUCCUUGGUGGAACAUAAUAAAGGAUAUCCUGGAUAUACGAGAUACUCCACUCCUUAGUUUCUAGAUAUCCUGGAUAUAUAGGUUAUUCCUCCUUGGUUUCUAGAUAUCCUGGGUAUACAGGAAAUUCCACUCAUUAGUUUCUAUUUAUCUAGAUAUACAGGACACUCCACUCCUAAGUUUCUAGAUAUCUAAAUAUACAAAAUACUCCAGUCCUUUGUUUCUAGAUAUCUAGAUACACAGGAAACUACACUUCUUAGUUUUUAGAUAUCUAGAUAUACAGGAUACUCCACUCCUUAGUUUCUAGAUAUCUAGAUAUACAGGAUACUCCACUCCUUAUUUUCUAGAUAUCUAGAUAUACAGCAUACUCCACUCCUUAUUUUCUAGAUAUCUAGAUAUACAGCAUACUCCACUACUUAGUUUCUAGAUAUUCUGUAUAUACGAGAUAUUCCAGGUUAUUGAUUAUUUAAAGGCACAUUAGAGGUAAUUUCAAGAUACCCUACAAAGAUUGGAAUGCCCGAUUCACAACGGUACCCUUUAACCAUUAUCUUCGACGGUAAAGUAAUCCGUUUGUUUAUCUCUAAAAAUCAAAUUUGUACGUUUGCGCGUAUGGUGUGAACUCAAUACAGCACGGUUUUAAAAAAUGUAAAUGAAAAAAAAAACAAUUUUCUGCUGCUUCUAGAAAGUAAAUAUUAUAUUUCUGGAAUAUAACACAUCUUGUAAACACCAAUACAUACGUUUUUGUGGAUAAAUAAGGAUAUCUCGAUCCGUCAAAGGAGUAAAGAAUAUUGUUGUGAAUUUGACACGACAUUCAACAAACAUGAAAUUAAGUCUACAGUCCCUUAAACUUAAACUUCAAAUAUUGAAAAAUUCAAUGCAAUCGUAUGCAACGUCCGUAUGUGUUUUAUAUCCGUCAGAUCCAUGUUUUAAUUUUUAGCUGAUAUUUAAAACCAUAUCAAAUUGUAUGUGAAUAUUUUAGCAAAGGGGAUUGAACACUCAUCAAAAAAUCUAGUUUCCUACCCUAUUUCUUUUUAACCUGAUGGGUUAUAUUUCAAUAUGAGAAUUUCUGGCGAGUAUUCAGUUCCUUUUCAAUUUGUUGCAUCAUGUACUAUAAAUGUAUAAUGUAAGUUUAAUGAAUAUUGUAAAGUGAAAAUUAGUAUGAUUUUGCUAAUAGUCGUUUUAAACCCUGUCUUAUCUUAGAUUCUUUAUCUGUAAACUUGUAAUCUGUACUAUGUAACAGCUUUCCUUGUCGGUAAACCACUUGUCUUUGUAAUUGUUAAACUUCAAAAUGAAUAUUUGAAAACCUGAAAACUGAACAUUGGGGUUUUUUAUCUGAAUCUCAAAGAAUUAUAAAUGCUUGCCUUUUUGUAUUAUUGUCCUAUUAAAAUAUACAUUCAUAAAUUAUU